This is a messenger RNA of Medicago truncatula (barrel medic), 5913 nucleotides long. Its product is annotated as endoribonuclease Dicer homolog 3a. The transcript is spliced from 25 exons. Gene Ontology annotation, biological process: siRNA processing. The coding region runs from base 336 to 5528 and encodes 1730 amino acids. NCBI's taxonomy places the organism in Eukaryota, Viridiplantae, Streptophyta, Magnoliopsida, Fabales, Fabaceae. The record is from RefSeq and is a predicted model, not a curated record. Gene Ontology annotation, cellular component: cytoplasm; nucleus. Gene Ontology annotation, molecular function: protein binding; RNA binding; ATP binding.
UUGCCCUUGUUCCGUCCGUAUACAACAGAACAGAACAGAAUCUAUCUACUUCACCCAUGUUCUUCUUAUUUGUACUCUUCACUUCACUCUUUUCUUUUCUUCAAUCAAAUUUAACUCCUUUCAGUUUCACUUCUCUCUACAUUAUAUUGCAACAUAGCUUCUAACCUUAACUUAACUUUCUGUCGUUUUUUUUUUCCUUUUCAUUGGAACUAUAACCUAAGACCUUUGUUUUGUUUUUUUGGCAAAACCUUAAACCUUUGUCUCUAGGUUUGUUUUCACUAUAACUGGAAAAAUAAUAUCAAAACUUGAAGCAAUUCUUGUUCUUCAUCUUUCUCAUGGAUUUAUCAAACGACAACUUGGAUUCAUCAAACGACAAUGAUGAUCAAAAUCAAACUAAAAAUCUCAAGAGAAAAUUCGAUCACUUGUAUGCAAAACCCAAUGUUGAACAAGAUUCUCCAGCUCAGGAAGAAACCCUCAUUGCCAACUUGGUUCCUAGAAGGGAUCAGUUGGAGGCAUUUGAAGUUGCAAAAAAGAGGAACACAAUUGCAAUUAUGGAUACAGGUUCAGGAAAAACAUUGAUUGCUAUACUUCUUAUCAAAGAGACUGGUCAAGCUAUUAGGUCCAGUGGUGUCAAAAAAUUGAUUGUUUUCUUAGCUCCCACUGUUCACCUUGUGAGUCAGCAAUGCAAGAAUAUAAAGCUGAAUACAGAUUUACAAGUUGAGGAAUACUAUGGUUCUAAAGGAGUUGAUACAUGGAAUUUGAAGAGCUGGCAGAAGGAAAUUAGUGACAAUGAUGUAAUGGUUAUGACACCUCAGAUUCUUUUGGAUGCCUUCAGAAAAGCAUUCCUGAGUAUAGAAAUGAUAUGCUUGAUGGUUAUUGAUGAGUGUCAUUGGGCAUCAGGCAACCAUCCCUAUGCAAAAAUAAUGGCGGAGUUUUAUCACCAAGCUAAUGAAAAGCCAAAGAUUUUCGGGAUGACAGCAUCACCAGUUGGUAAAAGAGGUGUUUCUUCUACUUUGGUUUGUGAGGGUCAGAUAUCAGACCUUGAAAACAUCUUGGAUUCUCGGAGUUACGUUGUUAAAGAUCGGACGGAGAUGGAUGUAUAUAUCCCAUCUGCAAAAGAGAGUUGUAGAUUCUAUGACCCGGCACGGUUUCAUGCUUUGAGUUUGAAGCCAAAAAUUGAAGCCUCGUGGUCGAAGUGUGAUGUGUUGUUGUCAGAAUUUCAAAGUGAUUAUAAGGAUAUGGACCAAAAAUUUAAGGCAUUGCAUCAGCGGAUGUCCAAUGAGCUUGCCAAAAUUUUAUAUUGCCUUGAAGAUCUUGGACUGUUGUGUGCUUAUGAGGCAGCUAAAAUCUGUCAACAGAAAUUCUCCAAAAUUCAUGGAGAGUGUGAAGUUUACAGAAAAGCCAAUCUUCAGUGUGUAACUAUCAUUGAAGAAGUAAUCAAAAUAAUUGAAGAAUCCCUCCAUCUUGCCGAUGAAAUGAUUUUGGAUGUUGAAUUUGAUUGUUCAAAGGCAGUAGGCAUGGGAUACAUUUCACCAAAAUUACUAGAACUUAUUAAACUCUUCGAAACAUUUGGAGAACCUAGUCAGUUAUUGUGCCUCAUCUUUGUUGAAAGAAUCAUUACAGCAAAGGUGAUUGAAAGAUUUGUGAAAAAAGUUUCCCAGAUAUCUCAUCUCACAGUUGCCUAUGUAACUGGAAGCAAUACAUCAGCUGAUGCAUUGGCUCGUAAGAGGCAGAAAGAGAUAUUGGAUUCUUUCCGAUCCGGAAAGGUCAAUCUUCUAUUUACUACUGAUGUACUUGAGGAAGGAAUUCACGUGCCAAACUGCUCGUGUGUGAUACGUUUUGACCUCCCCACGACAGUUUGUAGUUAUAUCCAAUCUCGUGGAAGAUCUAGACGUGCUAACUCCCAAUUUAUUUUGAUGUUGGAGAGGGGAAAUUUGAAGCAAAGAAAUCAGCUUUUUGACAUAAUCAGGAGCGAGCGUUCCAUGAAUGAUGCAGCUGUUAGUAAAGACCAUGAAUCUAAUUUAAGGGCGUUUACUGUAAGGAAAACAGAAUCAUACUGUGUGGAUUCUACCGGAGCAUCAGUCACUUUAGACUCCAGUGUCAGUCUUAUAAAUCAAUAUUGCGAAAAGCUCCCACGAGACAAGUACUCCUCUGCAAAGCCCAAUUUUGUAUCGCUGCCUAUGGAGGGAGGAGGGCACGUGUGUAAAUUAAUAUUACCACCUAAUGCAGCUUUCCAAACACUAGUUGGUCCUUCAGGAAAAGAUGUUCGACAGGCAAAGACUCUUGUAUGUUUAGAAGCUUGUAAGAAGCUGCAUCAAAUGGGUGCCUUAAAUGACCAUCUUGUUCCAUUCGUUGAAGAUCCUUUAGAAGCAGACAAUAUUAUAAAAAACAAGGAAUCAAGUGCAGCUGCAGCUGCAGGUGCAGGGACCACGAAAAGAAAGGAGUUACACGGCACAGCCAGUGUUCGAGCAUUAUGUGGUUCAUGGGGAGACAAACCUGAUGGAGCCAAAUUUCAUGCUUAUAAAUUUGAAUUCAAAUGUAAUAUUGUUUCUGAAAUUUAUUCUGGAUUCGUUCUUCUGGUCGAGUCAAAGCUUGACGAUGAUGUGGGAAAUAUAGAAUUAGAUUUGUAUUUAAUCUCAAAGAUGGUGAAGACUUCUGUCAUUUCAUGUGGCCAAGUUGAUUUGGAUGCUGAACAGGUGACAAAAGCAAAAGGCUUCCAUGAGCUUUUUUUCAAUGGUUUAUUCGGGAGAUUGAUUCGUAAGUCCACAACAGUCCAAGGGGAAAGGGAAUUUUUACUGCAGAAAGACUCGGAACUAUUGUGGAGUCCAAAAAACUCGUAUUUGCUUCUACCACUUGAGAAGUCAAAUGAUAUAUGUAUCAGAUCUUUGCAAAUACAUUGGUCUGCAAUCAAUUCUUGUGCUUCUGCUAUUGAAUUUGUGAGGCAGAGAUUUUCGUUGGUUACGGAAGUUUCUGAUGAUAACAGCAAAAUCAUAUCACCACCUUGUGAUACCGAUAACAGCAAAAUCAUAUCACCACCUUGUGAUACCGAUAACAGAAAAAUCAUAUCACCACCUUGUGAUACCCGUUCAUCAUCGGAUAUGGAAUGUGAAAGCACAAACAUGUUUCACUUUGCUAAUUGUGUUGUUGAUGUUAGUAGUGUGAAAGAUAAUGUAGCUUUGGCUAUUCAUACUGGAAAGGUAUAUUGUAUCAUUGAUGUAGUUGAUAACUCAUCCGCUGAAAGUCCUUUUGACGGAAAUAGUGACAAGUCUGGAGCAGAAGACAAGAUGACGUUUACACAAUAUUUCCAGAAAAGGUAUGGAAUCACACUAAGACAUCCAGAACAGCCUUUGUUAAGGUUGAAGCAAGGUCAUAAUGCGCACAAUCUUUUUUUGAACCUUCCCGAGGAAGAUGGUGGGGACAAGUCAUCACAAGUUGGCCCGGUAGCCCCAAAAGUUCCUGUACAUGUUCACAUUCCAUCGGAGCUUCUUUGCCUUCUUGAUGUUAAAAGAGAUGUGUACAAGUCAAUGUACUUGCUACCAUCUCUUAUGUACCGUAUUGAAUCUUUGAUGUUAUCCAGUCAGCUUAGAGCAGAGAUAAAUGGUCACACAGACAAUUUCAAGAUACCUAGCUCUCUGGUUCUUGAAGCACUUACAACUUUAAGAUGCUGUGAAAAGUUUUCUAUGGAACGUCUUGAGUUGCUAGGAGAUUCUGUUUUGAAAUAUGCGGUGAGCUGUCAUCUCUAUCUUAAAUAUCCUAAGAAACAUGAAGGGCACUUAUCGUCCUUGAGACAAUGGGCUGUUCGUAAUUCAACCCUACACAAGCUGGGAACAGAUCACAACUUACAGGGAUAUAUCCGAGACUCUGCAUUUGAACCGCGUCGUUGGAUUGCUCCUGGACAAGACUGUAUACACACUGUUCCUUGUGAUUGUGGGUUGGAAACCUUAGAAGUGCCUUUAGAUGUAAAGUUCCACACUGAAGAUCCAAAAGUUGUGGUUGGAAAGUUGUGUGAUAGGGGUCAUCGCUGGAUGUGCUCGAAGACUAUUGCUGAUUGUGUUGAAGCUCUGAUAGGAGCAUACUAUGUAGGUGGUGGAUUGAUUGCUUCACUUCACAUGAUGAAAUGGCUUGGGAUUGAUUCCGGACUUGAACCGUCAAUGGUUGAUAAAGCCAUUACUGCUGCGUCUCUCCACACAUAUACGCCAAAAGUAAAUGAGAUUGCCAGCCUUGAGGCGAAAAUUGGAUACGAAUUUUCAGUCAAGGGACUCUUAGUGGAGGCAACCACACAUUUGUCUGAGUCAGAACAUGGAACUGGCUGCUGCUAUGAGAGGCUUGAAUUCCUUGGUGACUCAGUAUUGGACCUGCUCAUCACAUGGCAUCUAUUUCAGAGUCAUACCGAAAUUGAUCCGGGAGAGUUGACUGACUUGCGUUCUGCUUCUGUGAAUAAUGAAAAUUUUGCUCAAGCUGCUGUUAGACGAAACCUUCACCAGCACCUUCUGCAUAGCUCGGGAUUAUUACAAAGCCAGAUAUUAGAAUAUGCGAAAGUUAUUUCUGAACCAGAAGACAAUGCCGUACCACUCCAAGGGAUUAAAGCUCCUAAGGCACUUGGAGAUCUAGUAGAGAGUAUUGCUGGGGCUAUACUAAUUGAUACCAAGCUUGACCUAGAUCAAGUGUGGAAGGUUUUCAAUCCUCUGCUAUCUCCAAUUGUUACUCCUGAAAAACUUGAACUGCCUCCAUUGCGUGAAUUAAUGCAAUUAUCCGACUCUCUUGGAUAUUUUGUAAAAGUAAAAGUAAGUCAUGAUAAGAAGGGAACCAUGGAGCAUGUUGAGAUCCGUGUACAGUUGCCAAAUGAACGAUUGGUUCGAGAGGGAAAGGGACCAAAUAAAAAAUCUGCGAAAGGAGACGCUGCUUUUCAGUUGUUGAAGGAUCUUGAGAAAAGGGGAAUUUCAUAUAGCUCGUCCAAGGGAAAAAAAGUAAUGGAUUACACUAUUCCCGCUUGUCAAAUUGAAGACCAACCCCCAAAGCCAGUAGCAAUUAAAAAGCCCAAAUUGGACAAAACUAACUCAGCUGCAGAUGAAUCUACUGGUGAUCUGAAGGAUGUUUCCAGUAAAGCCUCUGAUACUAGCGGUUCUAUUCCAGUUGUUUCAUCAAUCAAAAUGAAUAAAAAGGGAGGACCUCGGAGCGAACUGUAUGAAGUGUGCAAGAAAAAGUUAUGGCCAUUGCCUUCCUUUGAUUCAACAGAAUAUAAAGACAGAACUCUAUUUGAAUCGUGUAAAGGGCUGGAAGGAAGCAAAGGAUUGAACUGUUUUGUGUCAAAAAUAACUUUGGGCAUACCAGGUUAUGGUGAUAUAAAAUGCCAAGGAGAAGCUAGAAGUGAUAAGAAGAGCUCAUAUGACUCUGCUGCAGUCCAAGCGCUUUAUGAGUUACAACGGCUUGGAAAAAUUAUGAUUAAGAUUGAUGAUGGCGAUGUAGAAUGCCAAGGAGAAGCCACAAGUGGUAUAAAGAGCUCACUUGACUCUGCUGCAGUCCAAUAAUCAAUCUAUUUUAGCCUCCAACUAACCGAUUGAAUAUAAAGGUAACUGAGUCCUUUGAAUUGCUGCAAAUUAGAUGAUUCGAUUCACUCCGUUUGUGCUGCCUCAGCAGCAGAAAAAACAAGUGCAAGAGGAGAGAAAAGAUGAAGGGAAGAUAGAGAUUUGAUGAAGAGAAAGAAUAAACAACAGAUAGAUAGAGGUGUAGGGGAGGAUUUUAGGUUUAGCAGCAAUUUGGUUUAAAUAGAACCAAUGAAUAAAUUUAUGAAUUUUAACAAAACUUCUGAUAUAAUAUGAGAUGAUAUUUGUGUUAUAACUUAUUUUAAAAUAUAUAUAAUAUAAAUGGGAAAUGCUAAGUGUCCCAAGGGCACUUGUUUAGAAGUCCAAAAAA